AUGGAUGCAGCGAGUAUUUUAUGCCGGGAUCGAAAGCAAAAAAUAAAAUGGAUAUUUGGUCCAGAAGAAGAAACUGUAGAUUUACCUCCGUUUGAAACUAUGACUCAAAAAAUAAAUUUUCAAAUACGAACAAGCAGACAUCUGGAAAAUGACGAGUACGCAAAUGAAUUUAAUGUACAAAAGAUUGAAAUUAUUAAGCCAAAAGUUGAAGAACACUCGGGAGAUAUUUCGGUGACGAUUAAGGAUAAGCCAUCGUCGGCUAGAUUGAAAGAAGAGAACCGUGAAAUUUUGAAAAAUGUAUUCGAAGAACUUUUAAAUCAUGCUAGAGAGUCUAAGCGUUUGAAAUUGUUGCAAUCAACGCUAGAGAGAAUUUAUUCAGUAAGUCAAAUGAAGCGAUACUUUGACAGGUGGAGAAUGUUGGUAGAUGAAAUGAAAUUUUUAAAUAAAAGUCAGAAGAAAGAGUACGAAAUUGAGGAUGUAACAAAAAUAGAAUUGUUUAUAAGUGCAAUUAGAGAUAAGCAGAAAAAUGUUUUGAGAUGUACUAAGAAGAAGAAUAUGUCAGUUGAUACUAAAGAUUUGGUUAAUACUAAAGCAAAAACAAAUUUAAAUGUGUCUGCAACGUUUGCGAAUCGCCUGAAGAUGCAAAAGAAAGUUAUUGAUGAGCAGAGAUCUAAGUUGGCUGAACAAAAUCGACUUAUCCAGGACAUGAAGUUACAGCAAAUUCAAGUUGAAUCAAAAUUAAGCGAACUGGAAACUCUAAAAACCGCUAAAGGAGCUUUUGCUCAUAGCAAGAAAAGAUCUCAAAAGAUUUUGCGACAAUUAAUGUUGCGAGAAGGCAUUGAUUCUCAUGAAGUUGAAGAAGUAUUGAGUGACGGUGUACCAAAGCCGAAUCCACCGAUUUUUUUGGCGAGAAUGGAAGCUAGAGCUUUAGCCCGACGAGAAAGAGUUGCCAGACGGGAGUUGGAGCGUAAACAAAAGUUGGAAGAACAAAAAUUAAGGGAAGAAAUGGCGAAAAUGAGCGAAAGAGAGGCAGCAAGAAAAAAAGUUGAGUUAGAAGCUCAAGAAAAAGCUCGACAAAUUCGUCGUCGUCAUGAAGAAGAACGAGAACGUGCUUUGAAUAUUGAAAAACUUAAAAAAGCGAUGCAGGAAGCUGAUGACUUUUAUCGGAAGUAUUUGCUUCGCCGAUAUAUUCUUUGUCCGCUGAUUGCUUUUGUACAAUCAGUACACGAUGAUAUGAAUAAAGCUGAGAGACACUAUGAUUUAUCUAUUCUCCGGAAAACGUUUGUCAAAUGGAAGUCUGAAACUGAACAAAAAAUACAAAUUAAAAUGGAACUCAGUAUUGAUAUUUAUAAUAGAAAUCUCACCUGGAGGGUUUUUGAAAGUUGGCUGCAAUUAACGAGAAACAAUAGAAAAAUAUAUAAGACUGCUGUUGAUCAUUGCAACAAUUGGCUGAAAAAAAGUUAUUACGACAAAUGGUUAGCUUAUACACUUUCGAUGAAAAUAAUUAAUAAUAAUAAUCAAGAAGUAGCUUUUAAUUUUUAUAACGAAAAACUAAAAUCGACUUACUUUAAAUUAUGGAAAAAAUAUUUACUAAUUUUGGAUAAAGUCGAAGAGACUGACAAACGAAAGGAUCAACUUAGACAGUUAGUCCAGUCAGUAAUUCCUGAUUUUGCUCCUCAACAUCGGGGCGUUAUUAUUGAUUAA
Messenger RNA from Cotesia congregata, 1704 nucleotides. The record is from the annotation of a GenBank genome assembly. NCBI's taxonomy places the organism in Eukaryota, Metazoa, Arthropoda, Insecta, Hymenoptera, Braconidae.